Parastagonospora nodorum SN15 is the source of this 246-nucleotide messenger RNA. RefSeq lists its product as hypothetical. The transcript has 2 exons. The coding region runs from base 1 to 246 and encodes 81 amino acids. The record is from RefSeq and is a predicted model, not a curated record. NCBI's taxonomy places the organism in Eukaryota, Fungi, Ascomycota, Dothideomycetes, Pleosporales, Phaeosphaeriaceae.
AUGUUUGUUGCUAGUGAUCUGUUUAGGUCAAUAUCUGAACUUGCCAUUAUUGCAUUGCACUCCAUAUUCGUGGAAAACUUCGAUUCGCCUGUCCAAGAUCGACCGAGUGUUCGCACUUUGUACUGCCAAAAGAACUACACGCUCUUGAGAGAGUGGAGCAAGGGUGGCAACAACAGCCGGACACAACCAGGCAAGGACGCGGUCAGAGUUGGAUUGGCGACUCUGCAGAAACUGCUCAUUGGGUGA